This is a messenger RNA of Pelobates cultripes (western spadefoot toad), 354 nucleotides long. NCBI's taxonomy places the organism in Eukaryota, Metazoa, Chordata, Amphibia, Anura, Pelobatidae. The record is from the annotation of a GenBank genome assembly.
AUGAAGCGAAAUCGACCCAGCGGGUCUCAGCAACGAAAAAUUAAGAAGGCAAGAGAAAAGUCAGCUGAGGCGAUGUCUGGAUCAAUUUUAAAAUAUGUUGCACCUUCAACAUCUACCGCAGUUGGAGAAAGUGCUGAAGACAUUCAGUCUGUUGAAUCCAGAGGUGAAAUGCCUGAAGUAUCUUCUCAAGAAGCUUCAUAUGUGAAUGCGCAAGAAUUGGAGAAGAUCAUUUUAUCUUCAAGCGGUGAAAGUGAUGUAGACAAAGGAGAUGCCAGCAGAAGCCUGCAUCAGCAAGACUCUGAGGAUGAUGAAGAAGAAGGAUGUGAAUCAUUGAAAAUUACCUCUGCCAAAUAG